This is a messenger RNA of Syngnathus acus (greater pipefish), 1770 nucleotides long. RefSeq names its product aminopeptidase like 1 (gene npepl1). Lineage: Eukaryota; Metazoa; Chordata; Actinopteri; Syngnathiformes; Syngnathidae. Gene Ontology annotation, biological process: proteolysis. Gene Ontology annotation, cellular component: cytoplasm. The transcript is spliced from 12 exons. Gene Ontology annotation, molecular function: metalloaminopeptidase activity; manganese ion binding. The coding region runs from base 42 to 1613 and encodes 523 amino acids. The record is from RefSeq and is a predicted model, not a curated record.
CGGCACUUUUUCCUCUAUCCGGUGUAUUAGCUAGGCCAAAAAUGGCGAACGUGGUGCUGGAGUUCAAGGUGUCUGCCGGUGACUCCGACCCACAGACUCGCCCGAUUCUGAUAAUCGGACAGCAUGCCAACCUUCAGCAAGUUGACUGGGGCCAGAUUAAGGGGAAACUCCAGCCUGUUGUCAGUAAAGAGAUUUGGCAGGCUGCCCUGAACACUUUGAACCCCAAGCCUACGGACAACUGUCCCCUGUACCUCAACUAUGCAGCCGUGGCUGCCAUUCCUUUGCGGGUCAGCAGGCACAACAGCCCCUCUUCUGCCCACUUUAUCUCCCGUCUGGUCCGCACAUGUCUUCCUGGAGGGAACAACCGCUGCAUCGUGAUGGUGUGUGAGCGCUCAGAGGUGUUUGCAUCAGCCUGUGCCAUUUCCAGAUCGUUCCCCAUCUUCUCUCGCCGCUCCGCAUCCUCGCGCAGGGUUGAGAAGAAGCACGUCGCCGUUGAGUUUGUGAUUAUUGGCCAAGACAACAACCAAAUGGAUGAGGCCGAGCUUGAGUGUCUCUCCAAUACUGCAGACGGAGUGCGACUAGCAGCUCGCAUUGUGGACACGCCGUGUAAUGAGAUGAACACUGACCACUUCUUGGAGGAAAUCAAGGCUGUGGGAAGCAAACUCGGAAUAACUCCUGUGAUUAUUCGUGGAGAGGAGCUGAAGGAAAAAGGCUUUGGAGGUAUUUAUGGUGUUGGCAAAGCAGCUGAGAAUCCUCCUGCAUUGGCAGUCUUGAGCCACACACCAGAUGGUGCCACUCAGACCAUUGCUUGGGUGGGCAAAGGUAUUGUGUAUGACACAGGAGGACUCAGCAUCAAGGGAAAGACCACAAUGCCAGGCAUGAAGCGAGACUGCGGUGGCGCUGCUGCAAUUUUGGGAGCUUUUCUAGCUACCAUCAAACAGGGCUUCAAGGAUAACCUGCACGCCGUGUUUUGCCUGGCAGAAAACUCCGUCGGACCUACGGCCACACGGCCUGAUGAUAUCCACACACUCUACUCUGGAAAGACUGUGGAGAUCAACAACACUGAUGCAGAAGGAAGGUUAGUGCUGGCCGAUGGCGUGGUGUAUGCCAGCAAAGAUCUGUCCGCUGACAUCAUCCUGGAUAUGGCCACGCUGACGGGUGCACAGGGGAUUUCUACAGGGAAGCACCACGCAGCCGUGAUGACCAACAGUGAGCAGUGGGAGACGGCGUGCGUGCGUGCCGGGCGCAGCAGCGGCGACCUUGCCCACCCUCUGGUUUAUUGCCCCGAGCUGCACUUCACCGAAUUUGCUUCUGCUCUUGCUGACAUGAAAAAUUCAGUGGCUGACCGUGAGAACGCUCAGAGCUCAUGCGCUGGCCUCUUCAUCGUGUCGCACUUGGGCUUUGAUUGGCCUGGUGUGUGGGUCCAUGUUGACAUUGCCUCUCCCGUUCAUGCUGGGGAGCGAGCCACGGGAUUUGGCGUGGCUUUGCUAAUGGCACUCUUCGGUCAGGCUUCUGAUGACUCUAUGCUGAACCAAGUGUCUCCUUUGGGUGCUGCCUCCAAUAUGUUAGAGGAGCAGAUGGAGCAAGACUGCAAAAGGAGAAGGCUGGUAUAGGAGACCCAACGGCACGCUGGAGCACUCUACCGCCACAAACCUGAAACUGUCUAAGCAAGUGCCCAUUCACUUUGGGUUCAUGUGUUUUACUAAACUGUGAGUCUGCACUCUCUUUGAUUACAUUUGACUUCACCGAAUAAAAGUAAAUACAUGGCUA